Raphanus sativus (radish) is the source of this 405-nucleotide messenger RNA. RefSeq lists its product as uncharacterized. Lineage: Eukaryota; Viridiplantae; Streptophyta; Magnoliopsida; Brassicales; Brassicaceae. The transcript has a single exon. The record is from RefSeq and is a predicted model, not a curated record. The coding region runs from base 1 to 405 and encodes 134 amino acids.
AUGAAGCUCCGAUCUGUUGCGCGUGCUUUCUUGGUAUGUAAUGUAGGAUCAGGAACCAGAGCACUCUUCUGGCAUGACAACUGGACAGGCCUGAGACCUCUGUUUGAGAUAUGUGGAGACCUUGGACCUAUGGUCUCAGGUAUUAGCUACUCAGCCACGGUUUCUGAGACAGCGUCGUCUGCUGGCUGGCGUAUUCCAAGAGGGAGGCAUCUUUUAAAUCAGUUUCUUCGAGCGAUCUUAGCUGAAGUUUCUUCGACUAUGGAUCCAUCUGUACAAGACUUCUUCCAGUGGCGUCAAUAUUCAUCUGAUUCGGUCUCUGGAGUAUUCUCAUUGACAAAGACUUGGGAAUCUCUUUAUCCAGACCCUGUUCAGGUUUCAUGGUUCAAAUCGGUCUGGUUCAGCUGA